AUGUGUGGAGAACUUAGUACAGGUAAACAAUGUCGUACAUCCGUGUGUGGAGAACUUAGUACAGGUAAACCAUGUCGCACAGCCAUGUGUGAAGAACUUAGUACAGGUAAACCUCGUCGCACAUCCGUGUGUGGAGAACUUAGUACAGGUAAACAAUGUCGUACAUCCGUGUGUGGAGAACUUAGUACAGGUAUACCUCGUCGCACAUCCGUGUGUGGAGAACUUAGUACAGGUAAACAAUGUCGUACAUCCGUGUGUGGAGAACUUAGUACAGGUAAACCAUGUCGCACAGCCAUGUGUGAAGAACUUAGUACAGGUAAACCUCGUCGCACAUCCGUGUGUGGAGAACUUAGUACAGGUAAACAAUGUCGUACAUCCGUGUGUGGAGAACUUAGUACAGGUAAACCUCGUCGCACAUCCGUGUGUGGAGAACUUAGUACAGGUAAACAAUGUCGUACAUCCGUGUGUGGAGAACUUAGUACAGGUAAACCAUGUCGCACAGCCAUGUGUGAAGAAUAUAGUACAGGUAAACCUCGUCGCACAUCCAUGUGUGGAGAACUUAGUACAGGUAGACCAUGUCGCACAGCCAUGUGUGAAGAACUUAGUACAGGUAAACCUCGUCGCACAUCCGUGUGUGGAGAACUUAGUACAGGUAAACAAUGUCGUACAUCCGUGUGUGGAGAACUUAGUACAGGUAAACCAUGUCGCACAGCCAUGUGUGAAGAACUUAGUACAGGUAAACCUCGUCGCACAUCCAUGUGUGGAGAACUUAGUACAGGUAAACCAUGUCGCACAGCCAUGUGUGAAGAACUUAGUACAGGUAAACCUCGUCGCACAUCCAUGUGUGGAGAACUUAGUACAGGUAAACCAUGUCGCACAGCCAUGUGUGAAGAACUUAGUACAGGUAAACCUCGUCGCACAUCCGUGUGUGGAGAACUUAGUACAGGUAAACAAUUUCGUACAUCCGUGUGUGGAGAACUUAGUACAGGUAAACCAUGUCGCACAGCCAUGUGUGAAGAACUUAGUACAGGUAAACCUCGUCGCACAUCCGUGUGUGGAGAACUUAGUACAGGUAAACAAUGUCGUACAUCCGUGUGUGGAGAACUUAGUACAGGUAAACCUCGUCGCACAUCCGUGUGUGGAGAACUUAGUACAGGUAAACAAUGUCGUACAUCCGUGUGUGGAGAACUUAGUACAGGUAAACCAUGUCGCACAGCCAUGUGUGAAGAAUAUAGUACAGGUAAACCUCGUCGCACAUCCAUGUGUGGAGAACUUAGUACAGGUAGACCAUGUCGCACAGCCAUGUGUGAAGAACUUAGUACAGGUAAACCUCGUCGCACAUCCGUGUGUGGAGAACUUAGUACAGGUAAACAAUGUCGUACAUCCGUGUGUGGAGAACUUAGUACAGGUAAACCAUGUCGCACAGCCAUGUGUGAAGAACUUAGUACAGGUAAACCUCGUCGCACAUCCAUGUGUGGAGAACUUAGUACAGGUAAACCAUGUCGCACAGCCAUGUGUGAAGAACUUAGUACAGGUAAACCUCGUCGCACAUCCAUGUGUGGAGAACUUACAUUAGUACGCCCUUCAGAUACCAUUUUCAAUACAGAAACUUUAUCGCACGAAACAACCCAUCAAACCGAAACAAUUUAA
Messenger RNA from Hydractinia symbiolongicarpus, 1650 nucleotides. Its product is annotated as Kruppel-like factor 18. The transcript has a single exon. The record is from RefSeq and is a predicted model, not a curated record. Lineage: Eukaryota; Metazoa; Cnidaria; Hydrozoa; Anthoathecata; Hydractiniidae. Bases 1 to 1650 code for a protein of 549 amino acids.